AUGCAAACACAGCUGCUAGUGUUCUCCAUUGAGUUCUCGCACCUCUGCGAAGCCUUAGCUGAACAAAUCCAGUUUGUUGGAACUGCGGGCAGCAAGAAACAGCUGAGUUCGGCGCCAUCCAGCGGCCCAACACCUGGAUUGUGGACCGCACCCGCGGCCCCAGCGACUUUUCCGUCCACAGCAAAUGCCAACGGUGCGCAGGACAAGGAAGACUAUGAUCCAGAGGAAGAAGUGACACAGAUUCCUGGCUGGGCACCAUCAGUGAAUUUGGAGGUUAAAGACUAUGUCGCGACCGGGGAAGAGUCGGAAGAGGAGCUCUACAGCCAGCGUUCCAAGCUAUUGCGCUUCGUGGAGGGUGAGUGGAAGGAACGUGGCACGGGCGAUGCCAAGAUCCUGAGGCAUGUGGAGUCCCGCAAGUGUCGCUUCUUGAUGCGGCAAGAGAAGACCUCAAAAAUUGUUGCCAACCACUACAUCAUCGAUCAAAAGCCGUACUGUGAACUGGUCCACAAUGCGGGCAAUGCCAAGAUUUGGGUUUGGACAGCCUUGGAUUUCGCAGAUGAGGAGCAAAAGAUGGAGAAGUUUGCCCUUCGAUUCAAGACCGAGGAGCUGGCGGAGGAGUUUGCGGUGGCCUUCUUGGCGGCCAAGAGCGGCGAGGCAGCCCAGUGGCAAGAAGACGAAUGGAAAGUAGCAGGUCUUUUUCGUGGCAUACCGACUGAUGGGUUGCAGGAUCAGACAGCAAGAUCACCGACAGAAAGCUGCGAUUGGACACUGAAGAUGCGCGCCAUGGACGCAAUGCGGUUGCUGGCAGCUGUCUUUGCAGUUGCUAGUGCUCGCAAUAGCAGUGAGCUGCGCCGACCUGCAUGUUCAGCCAACAGCAAGUGUCUGGGGCUGAAUGGGGACUGCUGUCCCACACCCAAUGGUCGACUGUUGGAGUGCUGCGAAGGCAGUGAGGCAGUCGAGCAGCCGCAGCCCACGCAGGCGACGGGGGCCAUUCCACCGCCUCACGUGAUCCCUGGCUCUACGGCUGGUCUUGGACCUGCUUGUGAGAAAUACCUUCAGGCCAAGGGCUUGACCUCCCCGGAGGACUUGGCCGCGCGCCUGCAGCGCUGCACCGUGGCACCAGGGGGGCCCGGGGGGCCGGAACGCUACGCGCCCAAGCCGGAGCCCGACAUCCCGGGAGCCACCGAUACGACAGACUUGCAGUGCCAGUACAAUUCACCCUUCGGUCAGAACUCCAUGUGUUGCGGAUGGAGGCCGCACUUCAACUGGGUGGUGGGCACCUGUGAGAGAAACUCUAAGAUUCCCAACGCCACCUUCUGUGACGGCGUGCCUAGUUGUGCCCGUGAGCCACAGAUCAACUACGCUGCUGCAUAUCAGUACAAUGGCACUCACUUCAUCAUGCAGGAUGCUUCGACAGCCGGCGACAUUUCUUCCAGCGGAGUUGCGGGAUCUUUCAAAGACAAAACUGGCUGGGAGUCGGUGAAGAGCAACUUCAAGUGGGAAGGUGGCGAAGGCGAUUGGCCCACCAAGUACGCCCCUUGGGGCGGGGUUGAAGGUCCACGUGGCCUCACUCCACCUGCGGCACUUUGGGUGCUCAGCGUGGACAGUUUCUACUACGGCACCUUAUACAUGUUGUCGCAACUGACGUUGAAUGCCCAGGGCCACAAGGAGCACAACAACUGCUGGGAGUGGGAGUUUGAUGCCAUCGAGGGUUUGCUGGGCACCGUGCCCAAAGGCAGCGCCUUGCCCGGCAACCUGAACCAGUUGUAUGUCACAGCCACUGCACAGGUCACUGGCUGCAUGCCGAUGCCUGGCACCGCCCAGCAGGGCAAUGGAAGAGGACACAACUUCACGGAACCCAAGAGCUUUGAACGCUUUUGCCACCAGAAUCCCAGUGCGGUGGGGUGCAAGCCUUGGACCGCAGAGGGGGCCAAGAUUUGGCAUGGCGGAGGUCAUCAGGGGACGGAUCGUUUUGAGAACUUGGAGAAUACGCCCUAUGUCUUCGCAGUGGUGCUGGACCGCAACGGCUUUUGGGUCUAUCGCUGGCGGCCGGACGAGACUGGUGCCACGGGUUGGCCCGGCAUCUCUCAGACUUCCGCGGCACGGGUGUUGCCCAGCCAGCCUCGGAGGAUUUUGGAUCCUCGUGGCCUCAAGACCGAUGUGUCUGGUGACACACCUGAAGCGGUGAUCUUGAUCCCCAGCCUGCUUCCAGAAGCAGCUUGCACACGGUCAUCUCCAGAAAGAGCGGAUUUCCGCUGGGGUGCCAGUGCCUUAGGAUCCAUGGGUUAUGAGAUGAAGGAUUACAAGCCAGGUGAGAAGCUUCAGGGCGCUCAGAAUUGGUGGGCACAUUUUGUUGACACUCAUCAGUUGCAGGAUUAUCCUCUUUCAAUUGCUGGUGUUCCUGCCGAUGCCGAGAAAGCCCUAUACUCCUGCAACAAGCGGGAAGGUUUCGGCCGCCAAUGCAGUUGCAAGUACGGUGGUGGUUCGCGACGGCUGGGCUUUUUGGAGGCCUUGGAAGCAGGGCCGCACUUUGAUGCCGAAGCUGUGUCUGGAACGUAUUCACCACAAGGUCAAGGGGGAUGCCUUGCAGCUUUGGCCCAGGAGCAGGCCAGCUCGGGCUGGCGUUGUCCUGGCUGCCGUUUAGUGUACGGUGACCAGGUCAUUGAGUGUUCCAUCUGUGAGAAAGCUCGGCCUGGCUAUGAAGAAGAAGUGGCCGCGGCCAAAGCCCAGAAGGGCCAAGCCACGCAGAACGCCAUGGCAGCGUUUCUUGGUACUGGUGCUGCCUCAGCUGCUCCGUCGGUAGCCCAAGUGCUAGUGGGGUGGUGA
Messenger RNA from Cladocopium goreaui, 2826 nucleotides. The record is from the annotation of a GenBank genome assembly. Lineage: Eukaryota; Dinophyceae; Suessiales; Symbiodiniaceae.